GGCCCCUGGCCCCUGGCCUCGCCGCCUACAUCAGACUGAUUCCAACCGACAGGACUCCCCGGGCUCUGCUAUCUUAGCCCCGGCCCUCAACCACCUCCCCGCUGUCCCCUGCAGCCUCGCAUCCAACCAGGCACGCAACCACGGGCUAAAGGUUGCUAAAUGUGGGAGGUGGGUUCUUUCUCUCCAGCUCCUUCAAACUGUUUCUGUCCAACGUGAGAGGAGGCAGAGAAGGUCAGCCAGCGCUGGUGGUGGAGGUCUUUUGUUUGUCUAAUAGAAGCGGGGGCAGAGGAACAUCGGAGCGGUGCAGAUCCCCCAGCUGUUCAUGUCAUCUGCCUGGCCGCCCAGCAUCUUCACGAUGAAUGAGAGUCGAAGGGAAGCGCUGGCGGCGGCGGCGCCCAUGGCCACCACCGCCUCCUCCUCCACGGCCGGCUCCAACACCACCGACAUGGCCGGCCCCGGCGAGAAGGACGAGGCCUUCUCCAAGCUGAAGGACAAGUUCAUGAACGAGCUGAACAAAAUCCCCUUGCCGUCAUGGGCCAUCGUCUCCAUCGCCUUCGUGGCGAUCAUCCUGGUGCUGGCGUGCUGCUGCUGCAUCUGCAAAAAAUGGAUAUUCAAGAAGAAGAACAAAAAGAAGGGCAAAGACAAGGGCAAGAACGCCAUCAACAUGAUGGACGUGAAGGACGGAGCCCCGACCGAGGCCUUGAAGGAUGAGGAGGAUGCGGAGACAGGGCUGACCGAAACGGAGAAAGAGGCCACGCCCAAGGAGGACGAGAAACUGGGCAAAUUACAAUACUCCCUGGAUUACAAUUUCACGGAGAAUACGCUCAUAGUGGGGAUCAUCCAGGCGGCGGAGCUGCCCGCCAUGGACAUGGGUGGCACGUCCGACCCGUACGUGAAGGUCUACCUGCUGCCCGACAAGAAGAAGAAGUUUGAGACCAAGGUCCACAGGAAGACGCUCAAUCCUACCUUCAACGAGCAGUUCACCUUCAAGGUCCCGUACGUGGAGCUCGGGGGGAAGACGUUGAUCAUGACGGUGUACGACUUCGACCGCUUCUCCAAACACGACGCCAUCGGGGACAUCAAGGUGCCCAUGAACAAGGUGGACUUCAGCCACAUCACGGAGGAGUGGAGGGAUCUGAUCAGUGCUGAGAAGGAGGAGCAAGAGAAGCUGGGCGACAUCUGCUUCUCCCUGCGGUACGUCCCCACCGCCGGCAAGCUGACCGUGGUCGUCCUGGAGGCCAAGAACCUGAAGAAAAUGGACGUGGGAGGCUUGUCAGAUCCGUACGUGAAGAUCCACCUGAUGCAAAACGGCAAAAGGCUGAAGAAGAAGAAGACGACAAUCAAGAAGAACACCCUGAACCCGUACUACAACGAGUCCUUCAGCUUCGAAGUCCCAUUCGAACAGAUCCAGAAAGUGCAAGUCGUCAUAACCGUCCUGGACUACGACAAGAUCGGCAAGAACGACGCCAUCGGCAAAGUGUUCGUGGGCCUGAACAGCUCGGGGACGGAGCUGCGCCACUGGUCCGACAUGCUGGCCAACCCCCGGAGACCCAUCGCCCAGUGGCACGUGCUGAAGGUGGAGGAGGAGGUGGACGCUCAGCUCUCCACCAAGAAAUAGACAGGGGUCCUUUCUGCACCUGCCUUGUAGUACUCUUUAGCCAGUAUGUGUAAAUACCUCAGUGAUAUAUGGGUCCAUCAUGUAACCCCCCCCCCCCCCCCCCUUUGCUUUUUCUAUCAGGUCCCUUCUCUUCUCUUUUGGUUUCUUAAAUGGUUUUUAAUCUUCGGUUCCAAUCCUGAUUGAUUCUGCAGUUUUUCUUUCCUCCCCUGUCGAGCCAUGAGACCCCCCCCCCCCCCCCCCCCGACCAAAAGCCCCCCUUCUUUUAAGCAAUACGAUCUGUAUAGAUAACGCAUGACUGAAAGAAUUUAUUGUACCACAGUUGUAUAUAUAUAUAAGUAUGCAGACAAAAAUGAUUUCUAGUUUGUGUGUUUGUAUGUUGUUACCCGUUUCCUAAUCCGUGUAUAUCUCGAUGUUUUUAAUAAGAUGUUCUAUUUUAAAUGAUGUAAAUGCAGAUAUAGAGGAAAGCCAAUAUUAUAUAUCCCAGGAUUUAAAAAAAAUUCUACCUUAUUUCCUUAUUACAUUCCAGAUAUAAAAAGGGACAAUGAUUUCAACCUGCUAGUGGGGUGUGGGCGUCAGCAAAGGAUCAUCACAGAAAACCUGGUGGAUAAAUAUAUAUACACACAAAGCUCCGAAUCACAAGGCCAUUAACUGCUAUGGUUCUGUGGGGGGGAAACUAAUUAUGCUGCUGGAGAUAAUACAAGCACAUGAUAUCUUA
Molecule: messenger RNA, 2333 nt
Organism: Platichthys flesus (European flounder)
Lineage: Eukaryota; Metazoa; Chordata; Actinopteri; Pleuronectiformes; Pleuronectidae
Gene: syt1a
Product: synaptotagmin Ia
Exons: 9
Coding region: 323-1618 (431 amino acids)
Biological process (GO): cellular response to calcium ion; calcium ion-regulated exocytosis of neurotransmitter; synaptic vesicle endocytosis
Cellular component (GO): synaptic vesicle membrane; axon; dense core granule
Molecular function (GO): clathrin binding; calcium ion binding; syntaxin binding
Source: RefSeq, a predicted model, not a curated record